AACCAUUAAUUUCUACUUUGUUUCUGCUCUGAUUCGUGUUUUUCAAUGUGGGGUUUCUUUAUUUUAAUGAAUGGUUUCUUGAGAAAUCUGCAAGUUUUGAAAUCUGAUAUGGUGUCAGAUAAUGGGGAAAUAGGGAGAAGAAGAAGAAGAAAAGAAGAAGAAGAAGAAGGAAAAGUGCUUUUUGGCUUUGUCAAUAUAGAGGAGACAAUUGUUUAAUACCCAUUAGAUAUCUUUGGAAUGUCAGGGAAACGUCAAUAGCUCUGUAGUAGGCCUGAAACUUUCCCUGUGAGAGGGAUUUAUUGCAAUGGCGCUUCUCUUAGCCUCCUUUUUCUAGCUCCUUUUUUCUAGUUCCUUGGGUUCAGCCCCCUUGGUUCUCUGAGAUCAAUUCAUGGCUGUGGCAGCUUUGCUGCUGAGCCAUUUUCUUUUUUGGGUCUUUGAAUGUCUACCUUAUUACUUGGAGUUAUUUCAUCUGUUCAGAGUUCAUCGGUUGAUGGUAGAAGAGGAAAGAACUGAAGCAGGCUGGGAUAGCAAGAAGGAGUUGACCAUGACAUCGACUUCUUCUGCUGGGGGGAAGCAACUGGCCGUGGUUGAAGCUCCUUCUAACUGUGUUCCAUACCCGCCACCGCAAACGACGUAUGAGGAUCUCAUAGCCGAUCCCAAGCUCUUUAUGGCGUCCUUGGAAAAGCUCCAUUCUAUUAUGGGAACCAAGUUCAUGAUCCCCAUUAUUGGUGGGAAAGAACUGGACCUGCAUCGGCUUUUCGUGGAGGUCACUGCUCGUGGUGGCCUUGAGAAGGUUAUAAGAGAGAGAAGAUGGAAAGAAGUAACUUCAGUUUUCAAAUUUCCUUCGACAGCCACCAAUGCAUCUUUUGUGCUGAGGAAGUAUUAUCUCUCAUUAAUUCAUCAUUUUGAACAGAUUUACUUCUUUAAAGCCGUGGGAUGGACACCAAAAGUUUCUGAUUCCUCUCCAACCCCAAGUGCAGUGCCAAUUCCGACACAAGGGACGAUGACCUCUAUGUUGCCGCCAUCCAAUCGGCCAGCACCCCAGCAGCAGCCACAGACUACUGCAACCGAACUUCCAGCAGUUGCUCCGAGUUCGGUACCACCAGCGGGAGGGUUUCCGGUGGUUGGAGUCAUUGAUGGAAAAUUUGAAAGCGGAUAUCUCGUUACUGUUACUGUAGGAAAUGAGAAGCUAAAAGGUGUGCUUUAUAUGACUCCUCCAGAGCAACCUGCUCAACAAGUGUUCCAGCCUGGUAGUGUUUUCACCAAAGAUGGUACUACCUCCACUACACCAAGUGCUCAGCGCCGUCGUCGGAGGAAGAAAUCCGAGAUCAAACGAAGGGAUCCAGCUCAUCCAAAGCCGAAUAGAAGUGGCUACAAUUUCUUCUUCGCCGAGCAGCAUGCUAGACUCAAACCAUUACACCCAGGGAAGGACAGGGAGAUAAGCAGAAUGAUUGGUGAGCUUUGGAAUAAACUUAAUGAGACUGAAAAAACAGUUUAUCAGGAGAAAGCUAUGAAAGAUAAAGAACGAUACAGAAUUGAGAUGGAGAAUUACAGAGAGAAGCUGAGGACAGGCCAAAUCAUCAGUCAUGCAGUGCCAUUACAGCAGCUUCUUCCUGGGACAGACCUGAAUAUGGUCUAUGCUGCUGACAAAAACGAAGAAACCGAGGGUGGCGAACUUCCUCAUAUGCCGUAUAAUGAUACAAUUUAUGUUGAAGAUAAGGAGGAGGAAGAAGAGGAAGAGGAGGACGACGACGAUGAAGAAGAAGGUGCAGCAGCACCUCAAGGAGUUGGCAAUGUGGAUGUUAACGUCUUGGCUGAGGAGGAACGCUGCGAGACUAGACCAGAACCAACAGCAACAGCCAUUAUACAAGAGAGUAGCACGGUCAAGGACGAUAAGGAAGUUUUCGCCGGGCAUGCAGUGGUAAUGGUGGAUGUGGCAAAUGAAGAACCAGAACCAACACCAACAGCCAUUGUAGAAGAUAAGGAAGUUUUCGCCGGGGAUUCGAUGGUAAUGGUGGUGGCUGCAAAUGAAGAACCACAACCAACAGCUACAACCAUUAUAGAAGAUAAGGAAGUUUUCGCCGGGGAUUCAAUGGUAAUGGUGGAGGCUGCAAAUGAAGAACCACAACCAACAGCUACAACCAUUAUAGAAGAUAAGGAAGUUUUCGCCGGAGAUUCGAUGGUAAUGGUGGAGGCGGAAAAUGAAGAACCAGAACCAACAACAGCAGCCAUUAUAGAAGAUAAGGAAGUUUUCGCCGGGGAUUCGGUGGUAAUGAUGGAGGUGGCAAAUGAAGAACCAGAAGCAACAACCGCAGCCAUUGUAGAAGAUAAGGAGGUUUUCGCCGGGGAUUCGGUGGUAAUGAUGGAGGCGACAAAUGAAGGAACAGAAGCAACAAGAACAGACAUUAUAGAAGACAAGGAAGUUUUUGUCGGGGAUUCAUUGAUAAUGAUGGAGGCAGCAAAGGAAGAAGCAGAGCCAACAGCAACAGCCAUUAUAGAAGAUUAAGAUAGUAGCUAGCUUACCACCAUUCCAUUCAUUGUCUCUAGCUUACCACCAUUCAUUUCUUCUAACCUUCCAUUACUUGUAAAGAAUCUCUUUUGUUUUGGGAAGAAAUUUUGGUUGCCUUUUGUUCAACAUUUCAA
This is a messenger RNA of Cucurbita moschata (crookneck pumpkin), 2643 nucleotides long. RefSeq names its product high mobility group B protein 15-like. The transcript has 7 exons. The coding region runs from base 389 to 2506 and encodes 705 amino acids. Lineage: Eukaryota; Viridiplantae; Streptophyta; Magnoliopsida; Cucurbitales; Cucurbitaceae. Gene Ontology annotation, molecular function: DNA binding. The record is from RefSeq and is a predicted model, not a curated record.